AUGGCAGGAGAGAUGAAUUCCUGGGACAUCCUUUUGGAAGCACUGAAGGAUCUUGUGUUGGACAUGUUCAAUAAGUUCAAGCUUAAAUUAUCACAUAUUGAUUACAAAGGAAUGCCUAAUCUAUCCAGAGGUUUACUUGAAGAAAUGAAUGAUGUAGUCAGGCUUGCUGAUUGCAUGUGUGAGCACUAUAGACCAGACAGUGCUGUGGAAUUAGCCAUCUGUGUGCUGGAAGGGAUCAGUCAAAGAGACACUGCAACUAAACUGAAGCAGAAGAGACAGCAAGAUUACCGACAGAAAUACAGAGACCACGUAGCAAGAGAGUUCCAUACAUUUAAAGAGGGGAAUGCUUGUCUGGGUGAGAAUGUGACUCUAAGCAGUAGAUAUACGAAGCUGAUGAUGGUUACGAACCCUCAGGGAAGAAGUGAACUAGACCAUGAAGUCCUGGGUCUAAGAGAAAGACGUGCAGAAGUCAGAAGAGAAGAUACUCACUUUGCAGUUACUGUAGAAACACUUUUUCAUCCUGAUGAAAGAGGUCAAACUCCACAGAUCAUUGUGCUAGUGGGUGGCGCAGGGAUUGGAAAGACAGUGACAGUAAGAAAGAUCAUGCUAGACUGGGCAAGAGGAGCCAUUUAUGCACAAUUUGACUAUGCUUUCUACAUAAACUGUAGAGAAAUCAACCUUUCGCAGCAGGCAGAUAUGCUGAGUCUGGUGAAUCUGAUCUCAGCCUGCUGUCCUUGUGGAAAGGCACCACCUGAAGCAAUCCUGGCUAGUCCCGAAAAACUUCUGUUUAUCAUUGAUGGUUUUGAUGAACUGAGGUUUCCCUGUGAUCAGCCAAAAAAUAAACUGUGUUCUGACUGGGGGGAAAGGAAGCCAGUGGAAAUCAUUCUGAGCAGUUUAUUUCAGAAAACUCUCCUCCCUCAGUCCUCCUUGCUCAUCACUACAAGACCAACAGCUCUUCAAAGGCUGGGACAGUGUCUAAAGGAGGAGCGUUAUGCAGAAAUAAUGGGCUUUUCAGAUGCUGAGAAGGAGGAAUAUUUCCACACGUUCUUCAGGGAUGAAGAGAAAGCAAUAAAAGCUAUUACCUUUGUCAAAAGAAAUGACACUCUGUUUGCCAUGUGCAUUGUACCCAUCAUGUGUUGGACCAUCUGCACUGUCCUUGAACAAGAACUUAAUGAAGGGAAAGAUCUUGCCCAGACUUCUAGAACAACCACAGAGCUGUACAUGCUGUACAUUUCCAGCUUACUCAAGCGUAGGACUGACCAUCUGAAGCAGGAUAUGAAGAAAUUCCUGAGCAGGCUUUGCUGCAUGGCUGCUGAUGGAAUUUGGAAGCGGAAGAUCCUGUUUCAGGAAAAGGAGAUUGAGGUGUAUGGCUUAAAUCACCCAGUCCUCCUCUCCCUUUUUCUGAAUGAAAGUGUUCUAAGAAAACGUAUGAAGUGUGUGAGUGUCUACAGCUUUCUUCACCUGAGCUUUCAAGAGUUUUUUGCAGCAUUGUAUUAUGCACUGGAGGACAAUGAGGAAACUGGAGAAUUGGGCAUGCCAGGGAACGAUAUAAGGAAGGUGUUAGAAAAGUACACUGAGUAUGAUACAAAUUGGAUAUUAGUGGUACGAUUCCUGUUUGGCCUGUUAAAUGAGGAAACAAGUAAGUACCUGACAGAAAGAACUGGGUGUAAAAUCUCACCUAGAGUUAAGAAAGACUUACUGAAGUGGAUUCAAAUAGGCCAAGGAGUGAUUGACAACUUGAAUGUAUUUCACUGUUUGUUUGAGAUUCAAGAAGAAAUGUUUGUGAGCAAUGCAUUGGAACAUUUCACUGGGAUAGUUCUGAAAGACUGCAUCCUGAGCCAAUAUGAUCAAAUGAUCCUUGCAUUUUGUGUCAAACAGUGGACUGGGCUGAACUCCUUUCAUCUUGAAUAUUGCGCAGUUGCACUGGAAGACCAUGAAAAUGAGUUUAUUCCAGGACCUCCAGAUAGGUCACAUCAGUUGUGGUGGUGCCGACUCAGCAGCACCAUCUGUGAGGACCUGGCCACAGUGCUCAGCACCAGUCAGAGCCUGAGAGAGCUGGACCUUGGUGAUAACGAGCUGGAAGGCCUUGGACUGCAGCUGCUGUGUGAGGGGCUCACACAUCCUUCCUGCCAGCUGCAGACGCUGCGAUUGGUGAGAUGUCAACAUGCUGGUGCUGUCUGUAGGCACCUGGCCACGUUGCUUAGCACCAAGCAGAGCCUGAGGGAGCUGAACCUGGAAGGAAAUGACCUGGGUGACCCUGGACUGCAGCUGCUGUGUGAAGGGCUGAAACAUCCUUCCUGUCAGCUGCAGACACUGCGGUUGCAGUGGUGUCAACUUGAUAGCGCCUGCUGUGGGGACCUGGCUGUGGUGCUUAGCACCAACCAGAGCCUGAGGGAGCUGGACAUGCAGGGAAAUCCGCUGGAAGACCUUGGAGUGCGGCUGCUGUGUGAGGGGCUGAAACAUCCUUCCUGCCAGCUGCAGAUGCUGCGAGUGUUGCGGUGUGAACUUACCAGUGCCUGCUGUGGAGACCUGGCCACAAUACUGAGCACCAGCCAGAGCCUGAAGGAGCUGGAUCUGGAAGAAAAUGAGCUGGGAGACCCUGGAGUGCAGCUGCUGUGUGAGGGGCUGAAACAUCCUUCCUGCCAGCUGCAGAUACUGCGGUUGUGUCACUGUCAACUCACCAGCACCGUCUGUAGGGACUUGGCGGCAGUGCUCAGCACCAGCCAGAGGCUGAGGGAGCUGGACCUUUCUUUUAACAGCCUGGGAGACCUUGGACUGCAGCUGCUGUGUGAAGGGCUGAAACAUCCUUCCUGUCAGCUGCAGACACUGCGGUUGUGGCAUUGUCAACUCACCAGCACCGUCUGUGGGGACCUGGCGGCAGUGCUCAGUGUCAGCCAGAGCCUGAGGGAGCUGGACCUUGGUGAAAAUGAGCUGGGAGACUUUGGACUGCAGCUGCUGUGUGAGGGGCUGAAACAUCCUUCCUGUCAGCUGCAGACACUGCGGUUGUGUCACUGUCAACUCACCAGCACCGUCUGUAGGGACUUGGCGGCAGUGCUCAGCACCAGCCAGAGGCUGAGGGAGCUGGACCUUUCUUUUAACAGCCUGGGAGACCUUGGACUGCAGCUGCUGUGUGAAGGGCUGAAACAUCCUUCCUGUCAGCUGCAGACACUGCGGCUGCUAGGCUGCAUACUCACCAAUGCCUGCUGUGGGUACCUGGCCACAGUACUCGGCACCAAUCUGAGCAUGAGAGACCUGGACCUUAGUUUUAACAAGCUGGGAGACUCUGGAGUACAGCUGCUGUGUGAGAAGCUGAAACAUCCUGAUUGGCAGCUGCAGACACUGCGGUGA
Molecule: messenger RNA, 3348 nt
Organism: Charadrius vociferus (killdeer)
Lineage: Eukaryota; Metazoa; Chordata; Aves; Charadriiformes; Charadriidae
Gene: NLRP12
Product: NLR family, pyrin domain containing 12
Exons: 10
Coding region: 1-3348 (1115 amino acids)
Cellular component (GO): cytoplasm
Molecular function (GO): protein binding
Source: RefSeq, a predicted model, not a curated record